CCCCGCAGAAGUAGAGAGAGAGAGAGAGAGAGACGGAGAGAGAAAUGCUGGAGUUGUUCAACACGGGAAAAAAACUAGUCGGUGUUUGUUUCCCGAGAAAAUAAUAAUACCCCUAUUCGGAUCCACACUCUAUUGAAAAACGCUUCAUCGAUCUUGCAUGGUCUGUGGGUCCACAGCAAGAGCAAGUCUCAGUUUGGUGAUAUUCUCUCAAAACCCCCCAUUGUUGCUUCUCGUGAUCUAUCUAUCUCUCUCUCUCUCUCUCCCGCCCACCUACUCUCUCUCUUCUUCCCAACAAAAAUCCCCCAUCGAAUCCCCUCGUCAACACCACACUUUCCUUCUUUGUACCAUGGAAAGACGGGAAGUAAGUCCCUUCACAUAUUUAUGCAUCAAAGCUAUGGGAAUGAAAUAUUAGUCGGUCCACCAGUUGUAUACUUCUGCAGACAUGGUUUUUAGUAGAAUUGCUGAGGUUUUGUCUGCUGCAGCUAGUCGUUUAUCAGCCCCAAAAUCCUCAACCUUGCCAUAUGUAUCAUCUGGAUUGCUGCCUCCAUCAAAUUCUGUUUAUGGUUAUGGUUUUGCCAACUCGGGACAGAAGAAUAAUUUGAGACUUUCAUCUUCUCUCCAAGAUUUCUCCACUUAUCGUCGACUUGAUCCAGAAAGUGAUCUUAACUCGGGAAUUGAUGAGAGUUUGAUCCAUGCAAAACAGCCUAAUCUCUUACAGAGAGGAAAUGCUGGGUCAAGUUUUUCCAAGGAGAAGGCAUCACCAGGAAGUCCCCUUGCACGAAAGAAGUGGGCGCGUGUGGUCGUGGUUCUACUGUGCCUACUGUUAUUUGCUGUUCUUAUAUAUACAUUACUGUUUUUUUAUUCCAAUUGGUCUCAAGGAACAUCCAAGUUCUACGUUGUACUCGAUUGUGGUAGCACUGGUACCCGGGUUUUUGUAUAUCAGGCAUCUGUAAAUUACAAGAAGGAUGGCAGUCUCCCUAUUUUGUUGAGAUCAUUACCAGAAGAAGGUCUUCAGAGAAAACCUAGUCUACGGAGUGGGCGUGCUUAUAACCGAAUGGAGACUGAACCUGGCUUUGACAAGUUGGUGCACAACAUAUCUGGCUUGAGGAAAGCAAUAAAACCACUUAUUCAGUGGGCCAAGAAACAAAUUCCCGAGCAUGCACACAAGACCACUUCUCUGUUCCUUUAUGCUACAGCAGGGGUUCGCAGGCUGCCAAGUUCAGACUCACAAUGGCUUCUUAACAAUGCGUGGUCCAUUUUGAAGAGUUCACCCUUCUGGUGUGAGAGAGGGUGGGUUAAGAUUAUCAGUGGCAUGGAGGAAGCCUAUUAUGGAUGGAUAGCUUUGAACUACCACACUGAAGUCUUGGGGGCCAUCCCCAAAAAAGCUACGUAUGGUGCACUUGACUUGGGAGGCUCGUCCUUGCAAGUUACUUUUGAGAGUAAGGAACAUGUGCGUGACGAAACUAGUUUACAGCUGAGCAUUGGUCCUGUUAAACAUCAUCUCAGUGCCUAUUCGCUCUCAGGCUACGGUUUGAAUGAUGCUUUUGACAAGUCCGUUGUUUAUCUUGUCAAGAAGCUUCCUGAAAUUACUAAUGCUGAUCUAGCUGGUGGACACAUUGAAAUCAAACAUCCUUGCCUGCAAACUGGUUACAAAGAGCAAUACUUCUGUUCUCAGUGUGCUUCUAUUUUCGAUUCAAGUGGGAGUCCUGUGAGUGGUGGAAAAGUUUUGGGUAAAGGGGGAAAGCAAGGAAUUCCCAUCCAACUUAUUGGUGCACCAAAAUGGGAAGAAUGCAGGGAACUUGCAAAAGUUGCUGUGAAUUUGUCUGAAUGGUCAGAUCUAAGUCCAGGAAUGGAUUGUGAGUUGCAGCCUUGUGCUCUUGCCGAUAAUCUGCCUCGUCCUUAUGGCCAAUUUUAUGCAAUGUCUGGCUUUUUUGUGGUGUACCGUUUUUUUAACUUGAGUUCCGAUGCUACACUUGAUGAUGUGUUAGAGAAGGGUAGGGAGUUUUGCGAAAGAACUUGGGACAUUGCAAAGAACAGCGUUCCUCCUCAGCCCUUUAUAGAACAAUAUUGUUUUAGGGCACCAUACACUGUGUUGCUGUUAAGAGAGGGCUUACACAUUACAGAUAACCAAGUCAUUAUUGGUUCUGGAAGUAUUACUUGGACCCUUGGGGUUGCCCUAUUGGAAGCUGGGAAGGCAAUUUUAACCAGAUCAGAGCUUCACAGUUAUGAAAUACUUGAGAUGAAGAUAAACCCAGUCAUUCUUUUAGCCAUUUUAUUUGUUUCACUGUUUUUCCUAGUUUGUGCAUUGUCAUGUGUUGCCAAUUGGGUGCCAAGAUUUUUCCGUAGACCAUUUCUUCCCCUCUUUGGGCAUAACAGUGCAUCAUCUACUUCUGUUCUCAAUAUUUCAAGUCCUUUCCGGUUUCAACGUUGGAGUCCCGUAAGUUCAGGGGAUGGAAGAGUAAAGAUGCCACUAAGCCCAACAGUUGCAGACGCCCAACAGAGACCGUUCGGAACGAGUCAUGGCUUCAGCGGAAGCAGCAUUCAGCUCACAGAAUCUUCCUUGUACCCAUCUACUAGCAGUUUCGUGCAUAGUUAUUCGUCAGGUAGCUUGGGGCAGAUGCAAUUUGAAAAUAGUAGCAUGGCUUCUUUCUGGCCCCCUCACAGAAGUCAGAUGCACCUUCAGAGCAGGAGAUCACAGUCUCGAGAAGAUCUCAAUUCUUCUCUGGCAGAAGCACACUUGGUGAAAGUUUAAAGCAAACUCCCGAAGAAAUUUUGGUACACUCACCUAAUUCAUCUUCAAAUUAUAUCUUACAUAGAAGAAAAGUGACGGCACAUUCUUUUUUGUACCAUAUAGAACUCUUUUAAGCUAUAUUAACUUUACAUUUCAGAGUUGGAUCUUUGACUUGUUCGUCUAAGUUUUCUAACGAUCUCCAAAUAUAUCACUGACUGCUUGGUUUAUGUAAGAAAUGGUUUCACAAAUUAAGCUCCUUUCUUUUGGUGGGUAUAGUGAAAGAAUUAUGAAGAACCUGUCUUGGGUUUUGAAUUCAAGGAUUAUGAGUUCCACAUACAUUACAUCAAAUGAAAUUUCGUUUGUUUCUUUA
Camellia sinensis is the source of this 3101-nucleotide messenger RNA. Its product is annotated as GDA1/CD39 nucleoside phosphatase family protein. Gene Ontology annotation, molecular function: nucleoside diphosphate phosphatase activity. NCBI's taxonomy places the organism in Eukaryota, Viridiplantae, Streptophyta, Magnoliopsida, Ericales, Theaceae. The record is from RefSeq and is a predicted model, not a curated record. Gene Ontology annotation, biological process: nucleoside diphosphate catabolic process. Gene Ontology annotation, cellular component: membrane.